AUGGAGGGGCUGCGGGCGCUUCUGCUGCUGGCGGGCGGCGCGGGCGGCGGGGGACACCCGCAUCCCUGCCGGCGUCCGACCCCCCGGGGCCGCCCGCCCCGAGCCCGGUCCCCGCCGGUGCGCCUGCGGGCGCUGCUGCGCCGGCCGCCUCCGCGCCCGCUCCGCGCCGCGCUGGCCCGGGCCGCCGGUACCGGGCCCGGGGGGAACCCCGGCAGCGGCCGCUUGCCCACAACCUCAGCCUGGAGGUGUGGGGGGCGCGGCCCGGCAGCGAGGGACCCCGCUCGCUGGCGCGGUGCGCUGUGCGGGGCUCCGGGACGCGGCGUGGCCGCCGUCCUGGCGCUGCCGCCCUCCCGCCCGGGAGCAUGCUGCCCAGCUCCGACUUUCCUCGCCGCCGCCCUCCAGGUCCCUUUCGUUCAGCAUCCCUGGAACACCCGCGGGCCGCUGCCCUUCCCGAGCGCAAACCCCUUCCACUUCCACAUGGACCGGCAGAGCUCACUGGAGACUCUGGUGGACGUGCUGGUGAGCAUCCUGCAGGCCAGUAACUGGCAGGAGACCAGCCUGGUGCUCUGCCACCCCUGGGACGUCGCCGGCUUCCUCAACCUCUGGGCCCAACGCUCCCAGCUCUUCCUGCGCACCGUCCUGGACCUGGGCUACCUGGAUGAGCCCAGGGCCACCCGCUACCUGCAGCAGCACAGGGAGCAUGUCAGGACCCUCUCCAGCCCGGUGCUGGUGCUGGGCUGCGACUUGCCCCGUGCUCGGCUCGUCUUCCAGGCAGCCGAGGAGUCGGGGCUGCCAACGCUAAGGAAUUUCCACUGGAUGCUGGGCUCCCCGCUCGGCGCAAACGAGCUGCAGACCGAGGGGCUGCCGGGGCUGCUGGCCUUCGGUGAGGUCAACCGGCCGCCGCUGGAGCUCUUUGUUCAGGACGCGGUGGGAUUGGUGUCCCGGGCCAUCGCCCGCGCCGCCCGCGGCCACCCCGACCCCGCCCUGCUGCAGACCACGAGCAACUGCAGCGAGAGGCACCGGGCGAGUGGCGAGUCCCCGGGGCUGUUCCUUGCCAGGUUCCUGGCCAACACGUCCUUCCGUGGUCAGACGGGGCUGGUGCGUGUGGAGAAGGCGGCGCUGGUGCGGCCGGAGCAGCAGUUCCAUGUCUGGAGCCUGCGUCGGGACUCUCGGGGGGACCCCACCUGGGUGACAGUGGGCACCUGGAGCCAUGGCAAGCUGGAGCUGGAGGAGGGCAUGUGGCAGAGCCAGCGGCAGCACAAGAGCCCCAGCGAAGCAGCCGGGGGGGCCCGGGCGCGGCUGCGCGUGGUGACGCUGGUGGAGCACCCCUUCGUCUUCACCAGGGAGGUGGAUGAGGAAGGGAACUGCCCGGCCGGGCAGCUCUGCCUGGACCCCGGCACCAACGACUCGGCCGUGCUGGACACCCUCUUCGAGGAGCUCGGCGCCGGCAAUGGCUCGGUGCCGCGGGCGUACAAGAAGUGCUGCUACGGGUACUGCAUCGACCUGCUGGAGAAGCUGGCCGAGGACAUGGCCUUUGACUUCGAGCUCUACAUCGUGGGCGAUGGGAAAUACGGGGCCUGGAAGAACGGGCGCUGGACGGGACUGGUGGGGGACCUGCUCAGUGGCACAGCCCACAUGGCCGUCACCUCCUUCAGCAUCAACUCUGCGCGGAGCAAAGUCAUCGACUUCACCAGCCCCUUCUUCUCCACCAGCCUGGGCAUCCUGGUGAGGACCAAGGACACGGCGUCGCCCAUCGGAGCCUUCAUGUGGCCCCUGCACUGGACCAUGUGGGUGGGCGUCUUCGUGGCACUGCACAUGACGGCACUUUUCCUCACCCUCUACGAGUGGAAGAGCCCCUACGGCAUGACCCCCCACGGCCGCAACCGCAUGAAGAUCUUCUCCUACUCCUCAGCCCUCAACCUGUGCUAUGCCAUCCUCUUUGGGCGCACUGUCUCCAGCAAGACACCCAAGUGCUGCACCGGCCGCUUCCUCAUGAACCUCUGGGCCAUCUUCUGCCUCCUGGUGCUCUCCAGCUACACGGCCAACCUGGCGGCCGUCAUGGUGGGGGACAAGACCUUCGAGGAGCUCUCGGGCAUCCACGACCCAAAGCUGCAUCACCCCUCGCAGGGCUUCCGCUUCGGCACGGUGUGGGAGAGCAGUGCUGAGGAGUACAUCAAGAAGAGCUUCCCUGAGAUGCACGAGUACAUGCGGCGCUACAACGUCCCCACCACCCCCGACGGCGUCACCAUGCUCAAGACAGAGCCCCCAAAACUCAAUGCCUUCAUCAUGGACAAAUCCCUGCUGGACUACGAGGUCUCCAUCGACUCCGACUGCAAACUGCUCACCGUGGGCAAACCCUUUGCCAUCGAAGGCUACGGCAUCGGCCUCCCCCAGAACUCGCCGCUGACCUCCAACGUCUCCGAGUUCAUCAGCCGCUACAAGUCCUCGGGGUUCAUCGACCUCCUGCACGACAAGUGGUACAAGAUGGUGCCCUGUGGGAAGCGCGUCUUCGCCGUCACCGAGACCCUGCAGAUGGGCAUCUACCACUUCUCGGGGCUGUUCGUGCUGCUGUGCAUCGGGCUCAGUGGCUCUCUGCUCACCUCGCUGGGCGAGCACGUCUUCUACCGCCUGGUCCUGCCCCGCAUCCGGCGCAAGAAGAAAUUCAACUACUGGCUGCACACGAGCCAGAAAAUCCAUCGGGCUCUGAACAUGGGCACGGAGGAGAGGAAGAGCCAGCAGCUGAAUUUGGAGCAGAGGGGUGAGCCCCAGCCCAGGCCGGCACCGGCAGCAGCACAGCCCUGGAGUGCCCUGCGGAAGGAGGCCCGGCGGGUGCGAUUCCAGCUGGACAAAGCCCCCCCCGAGGGUGAGGGGUCCCCACGGCACCCCGGGAACGGGCAGGCACCGCAGCCCCCGGACAGGGCAGCCAGCAAGAGCGAGCUCCGGGAGCUGGAGGAGAAGAUCCAGGAGAUGCGGGAGCAGCUGCGCGCGGCCCUGCUGAGGAAGAGCGAGCUGGUGGCCGUGCUGGGCACAGCCAAGGGUGGCCGGGCACUGCCCGCCCUGCUGGCCCCCGAGGAGCCCCAGGAGGAGAGGCCCAGCUCAGCCCCACCGCAGGACGGCAGCGAUUAG
Messenger RNA from Manacus vitellinus (golden-collared manakin), 3126 nucleotides. RefSeq names its product glutamate ionotropic receptor NMDA type subunit 3B (gene GRIN3B). The record is from RefSeq and is a predicted model, not a curated record. Lineage: Eukaryota; Metazoa; Chordata; Aves; Passeriformes; Pipridae. Gene Ontology annotation, molecular function: NMDA glutamate receptor activity; transmitter-gated monoatomic ion channel activity involved in regulation of postsynaptic membrane potential. Gene Ontology annotation, cellular component: plasma membrane; postsynaptic membrane. Gene Ontology annotation, biological process: modulation of chemical synaptic transmission; monoatomic ion transport; synaptic transmission, glutamatergic.